Messenger RNA from Phytophthora nicotianae INRA-310, 1587 nucleotides. Its product is annotated as GMP synthase (glutamine-hydrolyzing) domain-containing protein. Gene Ontology annotation, cellular component: cytosol. The coding region runs from base 1 to 1587 and encodes 528 amino acids. Gene Ontology annotation, molecular function: ATP binding; GMP synthase (glutamine-hydrolyzing) activity; GMP synthase activity. The transcript has a single exon. Lineage: Eukaryota; Oomycota; Peronosporomycetes; Peronosporales; Peronosporaceae. The record is from RefSeq and is a predicted model, not a curated record. Gene Ontology annotation, biological process: GMP biosynthetic process.
AUGGCCGACACCUCCCCCGUGACCAACCGCAAGCAGGUGGCCAUCCUGGACUUCGGCUCGCAAUACAGCCACCUUAUCGCACGUCGUGUGCGUGAGUUGCACGUAUUCUGCGAGCUCUACUCGUGCCUGGUGAGCGCCGACGAGCUGCGUCAGCACCAGCUCACUGGUAUCAUCCUGUCUGGCGGUCCGCAGUCCGUCUUCGAUGAGGGCGCUCCCCACGUGCACCCGGAAGUAUGGAAGCUUAUCGAGGAGCAGAAGCUGCCUGUGCUUGGUAUCUGCUAUGGUCUCCAGGAGCUGGCCUUCACCAACAACGGAAAGGUGGCUCCGUCGCAGCACCGCGAGUACGGCAAGGCCAUCGUGACCCGCAAGAACGGCGUGGACUGCGGUGGUCUGUUUGAGGGCCUCCCGGACGAGUUCCAGAUGUGGAUGAGCCACGGCGACAAGCUGCACCAGAACCCGGACGGAUUCGUGGACAUCGCGACCACCGAAAACUCGGAACACGCCGCCAUCGUCAAUGUGGCACGCAAGUUCUACGGCAUCCAGUUCCACCCGGAGGUGACCCACAGCCCGCGCGGCAAGGACAUCCUCCGUAACUUCGUGGUCAACAUUUGUAACUCGCCCACGGACUGGGACAUGCGCAGCAUCGCCGACGCCUUCAUCGAGGAGGUGCGCGAGACCGUCGGCCCCGAGGGUCACGUCAUUGGCGCCGUCAGUGGUGGUGUCGACUCCUCCGUUGCUGCCGUGCUGUUGCAGCGUGCUCUGGGCGACCGCUUCCACGCUGUGCUCAUCGACAACGGCCUUUUGCGUAAGGAUGAAGCCACGGAAGUCGUUGACCGCCUGCAGACUAAGCUGGGAAUUAACCUCAAAUGCAUUGACGCCUCGGACCGUUUCCUGGCUGCUCUGAAGGGUGUCACUGAGCCUGAGACCAAGCGCAAGACGAUCGGCAACCUUUUCAUUGAGCUGUUCCAGGAGGAAGCCGAGCGUAUCGGCCACCCUGUGGACUUCUUGCUGCAGGGAACGCUGUACCCUGACGUGAUUGAAAGCAUCUCGUACAAGGGCCCGUCGGCCACGAUCAAGACCCACCACAACGUCGGUGGACUUCCCGAGAAGAUGCAUCUGAAGCUCAUUGAGCCGCUUCGUGAGUUGUUCAAGGACGAGGUUCGUGAGCUCGGAAUGGCUCUCGGCAUCGACGAGCCCAGUGUGUGGCGCCACCCGUUCCCGGGCCCCGGCCUUGCCAUCCGUGUGCUUGGCGAGAUCACGCCCGAAGCUCUGGAGACUCUGCGUCACGCCGACUCGAUCUUCAUUGAAGAGCUGCGCAACAGCGGCCAUUACAAGACUACCGGUCAGGCCUUCUGCGUCCUGCUGCCGGUCAAGUCUGUGGGUGUUAUGGGUGACGGCCGCACGUACGAGAAGGUCGUUGCUAUCCGUGCUGUCAGCACGUCGGACUACAUGACUGCCGACUGGUACCACAUGCCGUACGAGGUGCUCGGCCGCAUGUCGAACCGCAUCAUUAACGAGGUGCGUGGCGUCAACCGCGUCGUAUACGACAUCUCGUCCAAGCCGCCUGCCACCAUUGAAUGGGAGUAA